AUGGCGAUCUUCACAGCCAUCCUGGUACUUGCGUGUCUUUUCUCUGGAUGGCCUGAUGUCACCGCUCAAGGAGCCGACAAUAUAGACAUAGCAGCGCUGAGGAAAACCCUCCAAAGUGCCAUAGAGCUGGAGUGGGCCACCAUCCCUCCGUAUCUGAACGCUGCCCUCAGCAUCAAGAAUGGUACAAACAAGCCGGUGAAUGGUAUACUGUGGAGCAUCUUGUACAACGAGAUGGAUCACAUGGCGCUGGCGUCCAACAUGCUGAACGCCAUAGGCGGGGCGCCCGUGCUGAACGACCCAGCCAGAACACCGCGGUACCCGGGCCCCCUCCCCGCUGGCUGCCUCCCCGACCUCAACGUGACGCUGGAGAAGAUGACGAGGGCUCACACGGAAAGGGUGUUCAUGGGAAUCGAAACGCCCGAAUGCGAAGACUCCGUCACAAAAUACCACGAUCUCAUUUCAAAAGCAGCAUCCCCAGAAGCGUCCAACAAAACGUCUCAAAGCGUGGAAGACGCCUUUCCUGGACUCUUGGCUAAAUGUAACGAAAGGGGGUUCAGUCCAGCUACCAUAGGGGCGAUCUAUAUCCACAAGAUUCUGUGUCCUAUGCUGAAGCUGGAGAUGCAAGCACAAGGAAGCCCCGAAGGGACUAUAUUCACAGGAGAUCCCGGGCGUCAAGUCUCGAUUCCCUUCAAAGUCAGCAACCUUACCACAGCUAUCAGAGCUAUUGCCUUCAUCACUUCCCAAGGAGAGGGCGGAGAUGCUUGCAACCCUUAUGUUGAUGACCAAUUUACUGACAACAAUAAGAAGAAGGUUCCGUCUCACUACUUCAAGUUUGCCGAGAUCGUCAACGGCAAGGAGGUGGAGUAUGGAGGUAACUCUUGCCCGGCGAGACAGCCGUGGUGCCGCGAUUACUUUGCCCCUUGCAAUGGUAUCAACUGUGAGAACGCCAUUACCUUCAACGGAACAGAAGUACCCUUCGAUGAGAACGAGGUGUGGCCAAUCAUCUCCAACCCCAGCACCGAUCUCUACCCUCCUGGAUCCAUGGCAAGGAAUCUGUCAGAUGCUUUCAAUGCAGAGUACGUGUCGCUCAUGCAGUGCCUACAUGAUGCUGUGAACGGACAACCAGACAAGAUGUUUGGAGAGUGUAUCCCCGACAUGAAAGGUCUCAGAAGCAUAGGCAAUCAACUCGUGCAGACGCCCAUCAAUCCAGGAGGUGAUCCUGCCGUCGGUCCCAACGCCUCUCCCACCUACGAGGUACAAGGGUCGCUACUGAACGGGAAAGCGGAUUCAGCGUCAGCUCGGAGUUAUCCACAGAAGCUUUUUUCUCUUUUUUUGUCAUGCUCUUUUAUUUUUCGGGCCAUGACUACUUUAGUAGCCUGCUAA
Branchiostoma floridae (Florida lancelet) is the source of this 1383-nucleotide messenger RNA. RefSeq lists its product as uncharacterized. The transcript has 2 exons. The record is from RefSeq and is a predicted model, not a curated record. Lineage: Eukaryota; Metazoa; Chordata; Leptocardii; Amphioxiformes; Branchiostomatidae. Bases 1 to 1383 code for a protein of 460 amino acids.